GAAACUUAAGUACCUUAUUAGUGCAUAUCCAUAUGUUUAAUUUAAAUGAAGUAUAACUAACUAUGUUGGAAUAUAUCACAGAUAAUGCCAAUAGAACGACCUGCCUUAUAGACAAAAAACAUAGCGUUAUUAGUAAUGUCUACAAUGGUAUUGCUGAAACUUUAUUGCUUAACGUACUCGGCUGGAUAGGCCUGCUGCUUCUAUUUGCCAUUUUGCGAAAAAAAGCAUGGAAUUAUGGUCGACUGGCGUUAGUUCGAUCUGUUGACAACGCGGUUUGGACCCAAUUGUUCUAUGGAAAUAACGAUGACCCAGAUAUCAUUACGACAGAUAGCAAUGCAGACUCGAUGUUGAAUAUCGACCGAGGCAUUUGCUGUUGGCUUCCUGCAGUUUUCAAAAUUACGAAACAUCAAUUUCUCACGAGAUGUGGUCCAGAUGCUGUUCACUAUUUAUCAUUUCAAAGACACUUGUUGUUUAUAAUGGCAAUUGUUACAUCUAUAUCCACUUGCAUUGUAUUACCUAUAAAUUUUCAAGGAAAUCUAUCAGGCAAUGAAACAUCCUUCGGACACACAACUGUGGUUAAUCUCGAUUCAGAUUCACCAUGGCUAUGGAGUCACAUCAUAAUAGCUAUGGCGUAUGUUCCAAUGUUUAUUCUCAUCAUGAGAAAAUGCUCUGGCAGAGUGCCGCCUCCUAAAGAAGCAACAAGGACAAUUAUGGUUUCAAACAUAUCUGCUGCAGACAGUAAUAAAACUACAAUAGCUGAAUAUAUUCGACAACUAUUUCCAGAUAUUGAAAUCAUGGACGUCCAAAUGGCUUAUAAUGUUGCAAAAUUAACAGUAUUGCACGAUUCUUGGGAAACGGCUUUUAAGGCACGAGUGUUUUGCGAAGCCCACAAUAAACGUGUGAAGACAAACCUGACGCUGAGAGAGGACUGGUGUUCUUGUGAAAGAACUGACGCCCUAGAAUAUUAUGCAAGACAAGAAACAAAACUCCGAGGAGAAUUGGAAAGACAAAAGGCAUAUGCACUAAGCAAACCUUUAGGAAUUGCUUUUGUUACUGUUUACACUUCAGAAGCUGCAGACCACAUAGUUGAAUAUUUUCAACCAGGAACUUACAGAGUGUGGAUGAUUGAACAUGCACCCACCCCAUCAGACAUAUUUUGGGAGAACCUUAAUACAAGUACAGGUUUUUGGUAUACGAAAGCUAUUUUGAUCAACUGUAUUUUAUUUAUAAUUUUAUUUUUUGUAACUACACCAGCAAUCAUUGUUAACAUGUUAGAUACAUUGCAUAUGAUAAAUAAUGGCACUAUUAACAACAUAAGCCCAAUUGUUUCAGAAUUUUUACCUACAUUAAUACUUUGGACUAUGUCAGCUCUUUUGCCUGUUCUCGUGUCAUAUUCUGAUCAAUGGCUUUCUCAUUGGACUCGAUCACAACAGAAUCAUGCUAUUAUGACUAAAACUUUUGGCUUUUUAUUAUUUAUGAUUUUAAUUUUACCAUCUUUAGGGCUUACUAGUGCUGAAGCAUUAUUGGAAUGGAGUUUGCAAACAAAGGAUCGGACAUACCGUUGGGAUUGUGUAUUUUUACCUGAUAAAGGUGCUUUCUUUGUUAAUUAUGUUAUUACUUCAGCUUUCAUUGGUACUUCUUUGGAAUUAAUAAGAUUUCCUGAGCUGGCAAUGUACAUUUGGAAAUUAUGCAUGGCUAAAUCUAUUGCUGAAACUUUCAGUAUCAGGAAGUCUAUUCUUAGAGAGUUUCCUUUUGGUGCUCAUUAUGCAUGGACUUUGAUGAUUUUCACCACAUCUGUUGUAUAUAGCUUAGCUUGUCCGUUGAUAACACCAUUUGCAUUAAUUUAUUUGGGCUUAAAGCAUUGUGGAGAUCGACAUAACUUAUACUUUGCCUAUGGGCCUAGUAACAUGUCCAGUAGGGGUGGUGGUCGUAUCCACGCAACUGCUGUUCAACUCACUAGGGUUAGUUUGGUGCUUCUGAUGAUUUCCAUGGCAGCUUUAUCAUUUAUUAGGACUGGUGGCUUCAAUGCCCGCGUUGUUGUAAUGCUGAUUUCUUUAGCAUGCACUGUUGGAGCAUUAUUUUGGCUAAGUCCUUUUCCUACUUGUACUUCGAGUACUCCACAAGCCAUUGAAGGUACUGAAGAGUCUAUUCCUGUAUACAUUGCGCCCGUAUUGCAAAAUCAGAUUCCAUUCUCUGACAGUACCCUACAACAUUUUAAUUAUGGUUCAGACUCUCCAGAUACACCAGUAGAUGUAUCAGCGUAAAUUUAGAUUUUAUAGUAUUUAUUUAUUAUUUUAUUUGAUUUACUUAUAUGUAAAGGAUCAAGAAAAACCUUGUAAAUAAUUGAGUCACAGAAUUCAUUUUUUA
This is a messenger RNA of Ctenocephalides felis (cat flea), 2367 nucleotides long. It is a transcript of the gene Tmem63, whose product is annotated as CSC1-like protein 1. The coding region runs from base 63 to 2264 and encodes 733 amino acids. Gene Ontology annotation, molecular function: calcium-activated cation channel activity. Gene Ontology annotation, cellular component: plasma membrane. The transcript has a single exon. The record is from RefSeq and is a predicted model, not a curated record. NCBI's taxonomy places the organism in Eukaryota, Metazoa, Arthropoda, Insecta, Siphonaptera, Pulicidae.